ACUGGGGGUCAUGUGAUUGAGGUUUAUUAGGGGAGGGAAUGCACCAGCAAGUGAAGGGUCGGCGGUGGGCUCUUAUUAAGACGGCUGGAUGGUAAACAACUGAGGUUGGGCCACUUCGUGUUCUUCCAGUCAUGGAAGAGAUCAGAGCAUCUCCUGAUUACAACUGGUUCAGAAGCACAGUUUCGCUUAAAAGGAUUAUAGUAGACGAUGAUGACAGUAAAGUCUGGUCUCUGUACGACGCAGGACCCAGAAUCGUAAGAUGUCCGAUCAUUUUUCUGCCGCCUGUCAGUGGCACUUCUGAUGUGUUUUUCCAGCAGAUUCUUGCGCUUACCGGAUGGGGUUACCGAGUCAUAUCUCUCCAGUAUCCAGUAUACUGGGAUCUCCUGGAGUUCUGUGAUGGAUUUAGGAAGCUACUGGACCACUUACAGCUGGAUAAGGUGCACUUAUUUGGAGCUUCUUUAGGGGGCUUUCUGGCGCAGAAAUUUGCAGAAUACACACACAAAUCACCCAGAGUGCAUUCUCUUAUUCUGUGCAAUUCCUUCAGCGACACUUCCAUCUUUAACCAGAGCUGGACAGCCAACAGUUUUUGGUUAAUGCCUGCAUUUAUGCUCAAGAAGAUUGUUCUUGGGAAUUUUGCAAGAGGACCAGUGGAUGGGAAAAUGGCAGAUGCUAUUGAUUUUAUGGUUGAUAGGCUGGAGAGUUUGGGUCAGAGUGAACUGGCCUCUCGUCUGACUCUGAACUGCCAGAACUCUUAUGUGGAGCCCCACAAGAUAAAGGAUGUUGCUGUGACAGUUAUGGAUGUGUUUGACCAGAGUGCACUUUCACACGAAGCUAAAGAGGAAAUGUAUAAGCUGUAUCCAAAUGCCAGACGAGCGCACCUUAAAACAGGUGGAAACUUCCCAUACCUUUGCAGGAGUGCGGAAGUUAACAUUUACAUACAAAUUCACUUGCGCCAGUUUCAUGGUACAAGAUAUGCAGCCAUCGAUCCAGCUAUGGUCAGUGCAGAAGAGCUGGAGGUUCAGAAAAUCAGUCUGAACGGUGCCAGGGACAGCGACGAAGAGAAAUAGCAAGUAGAAGUAUCCUGGAAGUGCCAGUCUGUCUGGGAGAGACAAGGCUGGUAGAGCACUGAUAUCCACUGGGCUUUAUCAAGACGUCUACCAAUCAAUAUUCUUUUCAGGAAAGGUAUUCCGUUUUCUAGACUAGUGUUCUAUCUGUUUUUUUAAGAAGAUGAAUACAGUCAUAAAAACAACAGUAUCUAAUAAUGGACCAUAUUUUUACUUUGCAGAAAAAAAAUUUUUUUUAGAAAUUAAAAAACAUUGCUACUGUAAAUACAUUUAACUUGACAAUUAUAUAAUGCCAUUUUUGUAUAUUUUCUUGCCUUCAAUACUGUUUGCAUUUCCUUCUAACUUGCUUUGGUACUCUGUACUUGUUCACGUUUGGCGCUGUUUUUUUUUUUUUUUUUUUUUGCUUUGUUUUGUUUUAAUUAUUUUAUGUUUUUUAAGAUUGCCAGCCUUUGCCAUAAUCGUUGUUUAAAAAAAAAAAAAUCUGAUUUGUCAAUGCACUGACCGAUUUAGCUCAAUUCUUACCUAUGGUUAAGACAAGGAACUUUAGUAAAGAAAAACUGUUUUGAUGCAGUUUUUUUCAGUUGAAAAUGGUUAUUUCAGUAAUUGUUUCAUUAAAAAAAAUGACAAGAUUCUUUGUCUCCGUUUUUUUUUUUUUUUUUAUUACUUUGGUGUUCUUUCCGUGCUGUCCUUUCUGUGCCAUAAACCAAAUCGCAUGUCUUAAAAAAUAAAGACACUGGAAAAUUA
Messenger RNA from Polyodon spathula (Mississippi paddlefish), 1808 nucleotides. RefSeq names its product maspardin. Gene Ontology annotation, molecular function: CD4 receptor binding. The record is from RefSeq and is a predicted model, not a curated record. NCBI's taxonomy places the organism in Eukaryota, Metazoa, Chordata, Actinopteri, Acipenseriformes, Polyodontidae. The transcript has 9 exons. The coding region runs from base 132 to 1067 and encodes 311 amino acids. Gene Ontology annotation, cellular component: trans-Golgi network transport vesicle; cytosol.